AUGGAGAAUUCGCAGUUGCGAAGAAAGGAUACGACAAAGGGCCCGCCCUUGAGGGUCCUUUCUUUAGACGGGGGUGGUGUUAGGGGUUAUUCGAUGCUUAUUCUGCUGCAAGAGCUGAUGUACCGAACAUACGUCGAAUGCGAGGGACAAGCGCCUCGACGAGAUCAAAUCCCAAAGCCCUGCGAUUACUUCGACCUCAUUGUCGGCACCGGCACCGGUGGCCUGAUCGCCAUCAUGCUGGGUCGACUACGACUUGAUCUGGAAACAUGCAAGGAAAUGUACGUUCGCAUGACAAAACGGGUCUUUGAGACGGACAAAACCAUAGCAGGCAUCCCGUAUCGCUCCACGUUGUUCAAGGCGUCGAGGCUGGAGGAGGCAAUCAGACAGUGCGUUCGCGAACACACGAUAUAUGAAUCUGAGGGAAAUGACGUGGGCAACUCUAGCACCGUUGAGAUAACGAGCCCGGUAAAUUCGAUCCCUCAGCGCACUCUGAGCCGUUCUAGUAUGAGCUCGACCAAUACUUCACGCCCACCUCCCUCUCCAAAAAGCCAACGAAAUUCAGUCUUCCUGAAUGGCUUCCGAUUUGGCAACCCAGACGCUGCCCUUUAUGAUAAUCGCGAGUAUCGUACCAAAAUGGCUGUCACCGCCAUGUACAAAGGUUCCAGGGGAAAUGUGCCUCCAGUAUUACUUCGAUCUUACGACUCAAGAAGAGAGCCACCUCCUGAGUUUGAGUGCACGAUCUGGCAGGCCGGACGCGCCACUUCUGCAACUGGCCUCGCUUUCAAGCCUAUACAAAUCGGACAGCACGUGUUUAUUGAUGAAGGCGCUGGAAAUUUCAACCCAGCACCAGUCGCACUCGACGAAGCGGUUUUGAACGAAUGGCCAGGUCGAGAAGUAGGUGUUUUUGUUAGCGUGGGGACAGGAAAACGCCCAUCCGGCACAAACCAUCGCCAACACGAGUGGUGGGAGGAUUUCGUCGGUGAUGCCUUGGGGACUUUCGCAGAAGCUCGCCGACGUCUAAUCGCCAAGAUCGAAGGUUGCGAGGAGACUCAUCAACAGAUGCUGAAGGAGUAUCUGGCGAAACGCAAUGUGAAACAAGAGAACUAUUAUCGAUUAAACGUGGAAGUUGGCGUGGGAGAGUUUGGAAUGAAUGAAUGGAAUCGUCUAGCGGAUAUCAGCACCAACACACGUCGAUACCUUUCUAAAUCAGAAGUCCAGCGGAUGACUUUGGAUGCUGCGUCUAAGUUGGCUAGAAUUGAGAGGAUGCAUCGCCGCCUCGCGUCGCACUCUGCUGCCAUGGCUCAGGAACCCAGCCGCCAGGAGCCGGCCUUCGAAUUUACUCCCACUCCUACUGUUGUAGUACCUCCGCCCUCCAAUCCAGCCGCUGUUGAGCUGCCUGCGGAAGAUGUCGCGGUUGGUCAUCGGCCACAUGGAACAGGGGUUCAUUCCCGUGUUUCAGAUGAGAAGAUUGCGAUCAUGGGGCCUGAUGAGUUCGGUCCAUCUCCAGGCUCCUUGCCAGUUCGUCCGGCUUCACAAGAUGCCCCUGCACCUCGCAGAUCCGGAGAAUACCGACCUAGCCCAUCUUCGGGUUCCCCGCGCCGUAGUGGUGAUCUCGAAGCUCAUGUCCCUCCGCCUCUACCACCCAAAACCCCGAUCCCGUAUCCAGACGAUGGCGGGAGUACAGGAAUCUCGAUGCCUCUUCCAGGGCCUCCCCGAAUGGCACAGUCGAACCCCAGCCAUCCUCGUCCGCCAUACCCUGUCGAUGGACCUCCUGCGGUAAACAAACUACGAAAACCGACUUACAAUGUGAGGUGA
Molecule: messenger RNA, 1815 nt
Organism: Talaromyces proteolyticus
Lineage: Eukaryota; Fungi; Ascomycota; Eurotiomycetes; Eurotiales; Trichocomaceae
Product: acyl transferase/acyl hydrolase/lysophospholipase
Exons: 3
Coding region: 1-1815 (604 amino acids)
Biological process (GO): arachidonate metabolic process
Cellular component (GO): membrane
Source: RefSeq, a predicted model, not a curated record